Papaver somniferum (opium poppy) is the source of this 1842-nucleotide messenger RNA. RefSeq lists its product as uncharacterized. The coding region runs from base 208 to 1671 and encodes 487 amino acids. The record is from RefSeq and is a predicted model, not a curated record. Gene Ontology annotation, molecular function: protein binding. The transcript is spliced from 2 exons. NCBI's taxonomy places the organism in Eukaryota, Viridiplantae, Streptophyta, Magnoliopsida, Ranunculales, Papaveraceae.
UAAAAAAAAAAAAAUCCAACAGUUUAUAAGCCGAAGCCUCGAUCGAAUGCUGAUGAGUGAUGAGAACGAGGAGGUUCUUGUGGCUCGAGAAGAUCAUGAUUUUAGUGUAUAACAGUUAAAAACUUGUAACUUCAUCGUUUUUUUCAUCGUCAAUUUGAUCGGGAGUUGGUUGAUUGGCAAAAAGAACACGUUUGAUUUGCACUCUAAAUGAAUUUUAGGGCAUUUCAUAUGAAGACGGUACUAAUGGCAUCUUCAGUUUCUACUCCAAAGGAAGAAGAAUUAUCCAUUAAAAGAGUAGACAAAGUUAUAUCAGAGGAUCUAUGGUGUAAUAUAUUUCUUCAUCUUCCUUUAACAUCAAUCUUCAAAUCCAGAUGUGUUUCAAAGGUAUGGUUAUCUAUGCUUUCAAACCCACAUUUCAUAAACCAGUGGUAUAAGGAUAAACAAAAGACUCUCCCAUGGACAUUAGUUUAUGAUGUUGGUGACACAGCCAUUUUCGAAGAUGAACCUGUUGAAAGAAAAUUUAUGAUUGCAUAUCCUGAAUGCCAUUCAGAAUUUAUAUCGCAUCAUCGAAAUGGUUUUUCUUUUAACUUCUGCUUAGAUCUCAAUGCUCAGUUGCCUUCGCAAAGAGCUAAACCUCAACUUGGGUCUUUUAACUUUGGAUUUAGUGAGAAUGAGAGAGUGAGUUCUAUCUUCAUUACAGCUGCAAGUAAAGGUUUGAUUCUCUGCAGGCUUGGAUUCUCUUGUGAGCCAACAACUUAUGUUUAUAAUCCACUCACACGGAAAUCAAUCUCAAUACCGGCACCACCACCAACAAAAGAUAGUUAUGCUGGGACCGGCCUCAUAUGCUAUGAAUCUUGUUCAUCACCAUUCAUUUCCACGAGUAUUAAGGUUAUUCUUAUACCAGAAACUCAAACAGCAGGUACAUUUGAAGUUUCGAUAUUUACUUCUGAUUCAGGUGAAUGGAAUACCUAUAAAGUUCCAUGCCCUCUACAAGCUAGACGUAACGGUCGUUCUAGAAAUGUUGUUACCCAUAAUGGUGUUUUUUAUUGGUGUGAAACGCAAAGCAAGAUGGUAGUUUACAAUCUGAACAACAACAACAACAACAAUAAUGAAACUUGUGGUUAUCAGUGUAAAUUGAUUAGUUUGCCUGACAACGAAGUAGAGAUUGGUGAACUUGAUGAGAAUUUUUUUACCAGUCAUCGCCUUGGCGAGUCGGAAGGUCUCAUCUGCUAUGCUAGAAUUAAGAAAGAAGAGAGAACUUUGAGUGUAUGGGUGCUCCAGGAGGAGGAGAAGUGGUAUUUGUUGCACAAGGAAAUCAAAUUCCCUGAUGUAAUAGCAGAAUCUGCACCUUGGUGGUCCGGUGCAUGUAUCCAGGUUAUAGGUUUUCACCCAGUCGACCACAAUGUGGUGUUACUCGGUUACAAGAAAUACGUCUGGGCUUACAAUGCCAGAACUAGGGGAUGUGAACAGCUCUGUCAUCCUUCUUUUCUACCAAGCUGUCGUCCCACUUUGCAUAGCGGUUGGAUUUCUUUAGCAGUUCUCCUAAUGCCAAUGCCAACAGUACUUUCCCCAGUCUCUUGGUUAGUUCACUCUCCCCCGAAGCAAGAUCUCUCUUCCAGGCUUGAAAGGUAUAACUUCAUAGGACUGGGAGGACCUAUUCGUCGUCGUUAAAGUGGAGACUGUAUCUUCUUUUUUUGUUUCCCUUUCUCAGUGCCUCGAUUAUGUGGUCCGAUUGUAAUAUUCUGAUUCUUAUUUCUUUUGCCAAGUCGAUUGAUUGAGAAUGCAACAUAUCAUGUAGUGUUUUCCUGCAUUAUAUACUAUUAAUUACAAUUACAUGAUAUU